This is a messenger RNA of Babesia bigemina, 264 nucleotides long. RefSeq lists its product as hypothetical. NCBI's taxonomy places the organism in Eukaryota, Apicomplexa, Aconoidasida, Piroplasmida, Babesiidae. The record is from RefSeq and is a predicted model, not a curated record. Bases 1 to 264 code for a protein of 87 amino acids. The transcript is spliced from 2 exons.
AUGGUGUCGGAAUACUUCGAAUACCCUCCGCAGUGGAAGCAGCAUGAUGGUGUCCUCUACCAGCGCUACGGCGAUCCGAAGCCAUCUUCCAAGCUGGCCAUGUUUGACAUGGACAAUACUCUAAUGUUGACGCCAAGCACGCUAGUUCCGGACUUAGUAAAGGGCUGUAAACCGUGGAUUAACAAGCCAGCCAUCCCCAACGACUUCAUCCUCUACAACACAAAUGUGAAACAGAAAUUGCAACAGGAACUCGCAGACGGGUGA